Messenger RNA from Melanotaenia boesemani (Boeseman's rainbowfish), 2536 nucleotides. RefSeq names its product RAN GTPase activating protein 1a (gene rangap1a). Gene Ontology annotation, molecular function: small GTPase binding; GTPase activator activity. The coding region runs from base 118 to 1779 and encodes 553 amino acids. NCBI's taxonomy places the organism in Eukaryota, Metazoa, Chordata, Actinopteri, Atheriniformes, Melanotaeniidae. Gene Ontology annotation, biological process: activation of GTPase activity; nucleocytoplasmic transport; signal transduction. The record is from RefSeq and is a predicted model, not a curated record. Gene Ontology annotation, cellular component: perinuclear region of cytoplasm; nucleus; cytosol. The transcript is spliced from 16 exons.
CGCCAAGCCGGGUGGUGUGCUGCUGCUGGAUUUGGUUUUAAACGGCAGGGGCGAGCGGGAGUGUGUCAGCAAGUGGACUAUUGUAUUUAAACAUUACAGCGUUGUUGUGGUGCACUGAUGGCGUCAGAUAUUGUUGCACAGUUGGCCGACUCUCUGGCCAAGACUGGAGUAGAGGAUGGAGAGCUGAGUUACAAAGGUCAGGGAAGAAAACUGGAUGAUGCCGACUCAGUGGAGGAGAUGGUGAAGGAGAUCCAGGACUUUGAGGGUUUACAGGCUCUCAGACUGGAGGGAAACACUGUGGGUGUGGAGGCGACACAAGCCAUUGCCAAGGCCCUCGAGACAAAAAAUGAAUUGAAGCGCUGUUAUUGGAGUGAUAUGUUCACAGGUCGCCUACGCUCAGAGAUCCCACCUGCCCUGAAUUCACUCGGUGAAGCUGUGAUGAUGGCGGGUGCCAGGCUGACUGUUUUAGACCUAAGUGACAAUGCAUUCGGACCAGAUGGGGUGGAGGGCAUCAAGAAGUUGCUCGAGAGCUCUGCAUGCUUCACCCUGCAGGAGCUCCGGCUCAACAACUGUGGCAUGGGCAUCGGAGGUGGCAAGAUCUUAGCUUCUUCUUUGACCCAGUGUUACAAAAAAUCCAGUGUGGAGGGCAACCCCCUCAGCCUGAAGGUGUUUGUUGCAGGGAGGAACCGUCUGGAAAAUGAUGGCGCCACUGCUCUCGCUCAGGCCUUCCAGCUGAUGGGCAGCCUGGAGGAGGUUCACAUGCCUCAGAACGGCAUCAAUCACCCUGGUGUAACAGCACUGGCCACAGCCAUGCAGGAAAACCCAGGACUCCGAAUCCUCAACCUUAAUGACAACACCUUUACUGAGAAGGGGGCGAUCGCCAUGGCUCAGGCCCUGAAACAGCUUCGCAGCAUCCAGGUGAUUAACUUUGGAGACUGCCUGGUGCGAUCAGCUGGUGCUAAAGCAAUUGCAGAAACUGUGUCAGAGGGGCUACCGAUCCUUAAGGAACUCAACCUGUCGUAUGGUGAGAUUACAGAGGACGCUGCUCUGGCUGUGGCGCAGGCUGUGAAGGACAAGAACCAGAUGGAGAAACUGGAACUGAAUGGCAACUAUCUUGGAGAGGAUGGAUGCAAAGCUGUGAAAGACAUCAUGGAGAGCAUGAACUUGGGUGAUGCUCUGGGAUCACUGAGUGAUGAUGAGGGUGACCCCGAAGACGACGAUGAAGAUGAUGAUGAUGAUGAUGAUGAAGAUGAAGAGGAGGAGGAGGAGGAGGAGGAAGUGGAUGAGGAUGAAAUAGAUGAGGAAGAGGAUGAAGAGGAAGAAGAAGAAAGCAAUGAGACUAAGCUGUCCACUCCUGUCUCAGCAUCCAGACCACCCGAUGUCUCCUCCUUCCUCAGCUUUCCAUCCCCUGAUAAACUACUCAAGCUGGGUGCCAAGAGAGCAUUGCUGGUCCAAGAGCAGGUGGAUGUGAGAGAUGCUACAAAAACAGCCGAAGCUUUCCUUAAGAUUGCGUCUGUGUACAAGGAGGAGAACAACGAUGUUAAAAAUGCUGUGUUGGACACUAUUGAUGCCCUUCUGAACAAAGCUUUCACCACUCCGUCCUUCCAAGGCAGCUUUGUAUCAUCUUUGUUGGUGCUGCUUGGACUCAUUAAGAGUGAAGACAAGGUCAAGCCUGUAAUCAUGGUCCCUGGCCACCUCCACGCCUUGGAGCAUGUUGUUCGCCAGGACUAUUUCCCUAAAGAGAACGUGGCUGUGCUGGAGGCCUUCAUGUCCCGGUAAGGACGUGGUGAAUGAGCCAAUCAGCAGGCAGCUUUCAGGAGUAACAAGGUGCUGGAGUCAUGUGGAAACGCGAAAAACAGCCUCCAGUCCACACUGCAGAGAGUCCGAUCUCAGAGCUGAGACGUCUGCUUGCAUAUAAACUGAACUUUUAAUCAAUGAUGGACCUCUGGGAAACCAGCACAGGACAUGAGAAGAUCGUCUCCACUCAAACACAGUUAUGGUGUCACUGCUGUAUAUCAUAGGUUUGUGGAAGGAUUCUUUUUCCUUCUUUUCUUACAUUUUGUUUGGACUUGACUUGAAUGCAUCGUGUAAGUUAAACAGGCUCUUCUGUCGUCAGCUAGUUGAAGCCCUUCUUGUACACUAUUAUCACCACAGGACAGCAUGACAGCUUAAGGACUCAUCCUCCACAUGACCAGGAACUUGCUGGUUAGUGACACCUUACUACCACAGUUUAUACUUUAGAGCAAACAUGGAAAAUUCACCGGGAAUAAUCUGGCACCAUCAGCUUUUGUUUGUUCUCUAGUUCAUGUCUGUUUUUACUGUUCUCUUGUUUUAUAUUAAAUGCUUAUUGUAUUUACAAAUAUGGUCAUUAAACUAUUGAAGAAAAAAUGGCUGUAAAGUAAAACACUCGAGGAUUGAGUUGAUUUGUAUUUUUGCCCUUCAGGGGUGCAGACUGCAGUGUUUUCUGAAUUUGUGAUGAAUGAUUUUAAGUCUUUGUGUAUAGGAAUAUUCAUUUGAAAAUAAAAACUUAUAGAAA